ACAGGAACAAGGACAUCACAGACGAGGUGAACCGGAAAUCGCGUCUGCGCAGGUCUACAACAUUUACUGACACAGACACUGACUCUGACAUGACGUAUAAUUACGAUUAUGGGGACCCAAAUGCUACGGCUGUGAAUGUCAAGUGGUCGAGUUCAGCCCAGAUGAAGGCUGCCAUAAAAUUGUGUACUGAUGCUGCUAAGGCUUCCAGUGCCUUCACGCCUUGUGAGAAGUCGGGCUUAGUGAACGUGCAGGAAAUAGUAGACGGUUGCGUCGAUGACAUGAAGAUCACCAAUGGAGACAAGACCUACCUUGACUCUGUAGCCAGUACCUUUGACACAAUUUGCCAGGAGGAGAUUUUGAAGGACCCAAAAUACUACACAGCACAACCAGAUGACGCGAGCGAUCCAACAGUGACCGGAGGAACUACAGGUUGGCUUUCGUUAAUUGUAACUUAA
Lingula anatina is the source of this 455-nucleotide messenger RNA. Its product is annotated as von Willebrand factor D and EGF domain-containing protein-like. The record is from RefSeq and is a predicted model, not a curated record. Gene Ontology annotation, cellular component: extracellular region; cell surface. Gene Ontology annotation, biological process: anatomical structure development. Gene Ontology annotation, molecular function: signaling receptor binding. Lineage: Eukaryota; Metazoa; Brachiopoda; Lingulata; Lingulida; Lingulidae.